Trachemys scripta elegans is the source of this 1575-nucleotide messenger RNA. It is a transcript of the gene PRDM14, whose product is annotated as PR/SET domain 14. Gene Ontology annotation, cellular component: nucleus. Gene Ontology annotation, biological process: regulation of transcription by RNA polymerase II. Lineage: Eukaryota; Metazoa; Chordata; Testudines; Emydidae. The transcript is spliced from 7 exons. Gene Ontology annotation, molecular function: RNA polymerase II transcription regulatory region sequence-specific DNA binding; protein binding. The coding region runs from base 1 to 1575 and encodes 524 amino acids. The record is from RefSeq and is a predicted model, not a curated record.
AUGUCCCUGUUUCUAGCCGGGGAUCCUGCCUCCAAAGACCAGACUUACGCGGGAGAGACCCUCCGGACCAGCCCGGGGGACAUCGCCGCCUAUUACCCGCCUCUCCUGCCCCCCGCCCAGUACCUGGAGGCGCUGGGGCGCCCUCCCGACCUCUUCCACCCCCUCAAAUCCCUGGGAAGGCUGCUCGCCACCUCCCCGCCUCUGGCCCCCUUCAGCUUCGCCACGAUCCCGGCCUUUCUGACCCGGCCCUCGGCCCUGCAGGGCGAGCAGCUCUGCAGCACCCCGUCCCCCUGGCCCUCCUUCUCCGGGCUGGCAUCGCCCCGCAGCAGCCGGGCCCCGCCAGCGGGCCCCCCGCAACUGCCCAGCCAGGCGGGCGAGCUCUUUCCCGGCCCUGCCAGGAAGGGCCGAGCGGCGGCCGCGAGCCGGCCCAGCGUCCAGGCCGAGCCCUGCAGCCCAUACCGCUUCAGCCAGGAGGAUCUGCGCGCCGUGCUGUACGGGGCGGUGCGGGGCGCUCCGCACGCCGCCUCGGGGCUGCGGGGCCCAGCUGCCAGCUCGGGAGAUGCUGCGUCUCACGCUCCGCUGCCGGACAGAGAGUCCCUCCAGUUACCCGAAGGUUUGUCCGUGUUGCAGACGCUGCACGGGGAAGUUCUGCAGCUGGGGGUGUUCUGUACCCACCUCAUCCCCAGGGGCGUCCGCUUCGGCCCUUUCCAAGGCAAAGUGGUCAACACCAGCGAGAUCAAGAUUUACGAUGACAAUUCCUUGAUGUGGGAGAUUUUCGAAGAUGGUCGCUUGAGCCAUUUUAUAGAUGGGAAAGGAGCCUCGGGAAACUGGAUGUCCUUAGUAAACUGUGCCCGGUUCCCAGAGGAGCAGAAUUUGACAGCUAUUCAGUGCCAAGGCCAAAUAUUUUAUGAAAGCUGCAAAGAAAUCUUACCCAACCAGGAGCUGCUGGUGUGGUAUGGAGACUGUUAUCUGCAGUUCCUGGGCAUCCCCAUCAGUUUGAAAGGGGCGACAGAAGGAAAGGGACCCCAGCAACAGCCAGAAGAAUCUGGGGAGAGUUACAAAUGCGAGAGAUGUGGCAAGGUAUUUGCUUACAAAUACUACAGAGACAAACAUCUGAAAUACACUCGCUGCGUAGAUCAAGGAGACAGAAAAUUUCCGUGCCAUCUUUGCAACCGAUCGUUUGAAAAGAGAGACAGACUGAGGAUCCAUAUUCUUCAUGUCCAUGAGAAACACAGACCUCACAAGUGCUCAGUAUGUGGGAAGAGUUUUUCACAGUCCUCCAGCCUGAACAAACACAUGAGGGUGCACUCCGGAGAGCGGCCCUACAAAUGUGUGUACUGUAACAAGGCAUUCACAGCCUCCAGCAUCCUGCGCACUCACAUCCGCCAGCACUCGGGAGAGAAGCCCUUCAAGUGUCGACACUGUGGCAAAGCCUUUGCCUCCCAUGCGGCCCACGACAGCCACAUGCGGCGCACACACAGCAAGGACAAAGGCUGCACUUGCACCGUGUGCGGCAAGAACUUCCUGGAGCAGGAGGAAUUCCGAUUCCAUAUGAAGUUCCACGCCGCUCUUUAG